Messenger RNA from Mycena citricolor, 5339 nucleotides. The record is from the annotation of a GenBank genome assembly. Lineage: Eukaryota; Fungi; Basidiomycota; Agaricomycetes; Agaricales; Mycenaceae.
CGAGCACCUCAUUGACCUCUACAAAGCCUGGAUCUUCGCGUGCUAAAUCAGUAUCUGUAUCCGGGGAGGGUCGAAUCCUACAAAUACUCAUGUAACCCCGCGCUCCUCCCCUUGGAGGUAACCUUGGGUGAUCCGGGUUGAUUCGGGGCAGACCGCUCGGCACGGACGGUCCGGACAUCUCGGUGUUAUUUCACUCUCAAGUCUCUCUGUCUCAAGAUGGCGACGUUCGCCAACUCAUACUACAAACGAGCACUCCCAAACCUUGCUUCGUCUGCUACAAACCGACCCCAACUGUUCUUGCCACGAUCAACACCGUCGAUUUUUUCUACAUCUGUCCGGUCCAUCUCUCGGAUCCCGGGUUUGCGAGCCCGUUGAAGAGCCCCGAUGCUACACCGAAGCCAGAAGUCAGCCAAGAGGAUGUCGGGAAGGCUAUAGCGAACUGGGAAGAUCGACAGAAACGGAAAGCAGCCAAGGAGAAGGAGGAGAAAGAGAAGAACCAGGAGAAGGACAAGGACAAGGGGAAGGAGGGCGAUAGCAACGAGAAGGACAAAGGCAAAGCUAAAGGCGACGAUUCUAAAUCUCCGACCCCCACGCUCCCUGGUUCAUUCACCCCGAAGCCCGCAACGCAAGGGCCCACGCACGAGAAGUUUGUGUUGCACAGAGACAUAUUUUCCAGUCAGGACUGGAGAGCACCGCAAACGAAGGCAGACCGCUCAGGCCAAGGAUCUUGCCCCCCGCUUACCAGGUGCGCCGAGAGGGGAUUUGUAAAUGGGGUUCACAGACGAUCUCAUAUAUUACUGGUUGUAUGACUAUUCGCAAAUUGAGUAGCAGUUUGUGACCGGAAACAUUGGAAUGAGAACGUUCAAGAUGCGCAGACCCUACAUUGAGAUAACGCGAGGCUAGUCCUCCAUCAAAUAAUCACUCCAAAAUCUUGCCUUCUUUGGGACCUGCCAGCGCGUUCGCCCACCCUUCGCUCCGGCUACAGGCAGAUUUCUUGGCCUCUUUUUGGUCUGCCCUCGCACAUCCCGUUAUCAGCACAGUGCUGGAAUCGGAUCUUGGGUUGCUGGAAGUUUGUGCACAGCCGCGGCAAAAUCAAUGCAUAAAAAUUCGUUCGUUCAACAACCUGCGUACCCUCCACCGCUGCCUCCAGGACCGCCUCCGCCUCAGCCUGUCCAAGGUCAACCGGACUACAACUCAUACUGGAACGCGUCUCAGCAGCAACAAGCGCCCGCGCCAUCCAUCGGUACCUUCAAUCAGCAAUGGACUGCUGCCCAGCCAGCGCGACCUCCAGCUGAGCAGAGCGCUCUGUACGCCAACUACGGUUACGGGAACCAGGGAAAUCACUGGCGCCAGCAACCACCGCCGCAGCAGCAGCAUUAUGUUCCAGCUCAACCGCCCCCGCCGCAACCAGGAUACAAUCCAUAUCAGCCUACCGCCGGCUACGCCCAGCCUUAUGUGCCUCAAGUACCCGUCCCAUACGUACAGCCGCCGCCGCAGACGCCCCAGCAACUCCAGCAGUUCUUCCCGCACCCCGCGCCGCAUAUGGGCCAGAUGCAAAACAUGAUGCUCCAGCAGCAGCAGCAGCAACAGCAGCAGCAGCAGCAGCAGCAGCAGCAGCAGCAGCAGCAGCAACAGCAACAGCAACAGCAACAGCAACAGCGGCAUCUUCACCAUACGCCGCCCCAGCACAUGCCGCCGGCGAAGCGGCAGCGAUUCGAUGGCCCGAUGCACAACCGGCCGCCACCCGUCCAGCCACAGUUUCAAGCGGCUCCAGUGGUGGGAGCAAUGCAGCCCGGUCAAUUUGCUGGUCGAGGUGGCGGCGCCAUUGGGAAUCACGUCCCGAUGGGUAUGCGAGGUGGAGGACCCGGAAUCGUUCGAGGAGGUGGUGGAGGCACAGGGCCGAUGGGUCGCGGAAGAGGCAAUGGGGUGAUGAGUGGUGGGAAUCGGGGAGGCAUGCCUGGCAGGGGUGGAAAUCGAGGUGGUGGAAGCUUCGGUGGGAACAAUCAAGGUCGAGGCGGCGUCAAUUCCGGCGGGCCGCUCAGGGGACAUGGCGGCUCUCGGGGUGAUUUUGGCGGCAACAAAGACUUCCAUAACCGCAGAGGUGGUUCCUUCGCGUCGGGUGGCGGCUCGUUCCAAAGCAACUUGGGUUCCUUCCGGGGUCGCGGCCACGGCAACCUAAAUCGGGGACGGAACAAUGGCACCUCCUUUGGAACGCGGGACGGAUCGAAUACGAGUUUUAACUCUGGUAAGAAGGACGAGAACCGUCGCACGCUCACGGACUUUAAGAUCGUCGGACUCGAAAUACGUGAGCUGGACUGGUCCUGGGGUGUGGUCCCACCAGCAGAUCCCCCAGAGAAGACUGCGGCGGCUGAGGAUGCUUCUGUUCCUCCUGUUGUCAAAACAGAGUCUGAGCCUGGAGACGAUGUCGUCGAGGCCGUGCCAAUGGCAGAUGGGACAGACUCGAAACCUCUUUCUUCAGAUGCUCUGACCGCGAAAGCGUCGGCAUCGGACCUGGGUCCACCGCCCUCGCGAAUGCGCAUUUACUUUCACACUCCGGUCACUGCAGUGGAUUCACAUCCCAUUCGGGACGGGGGGUCUUUUUCUAUGGGCACUUCUCCCUCAGACUCCCGGAAGGGGAAGAGAAAGAAGAUAGAGUCUGACGAUGGAGACUUUGAAGAGGGCCGAGCCCCUCCUCCCCCUCCUGGUUUGAAUGAUGAUCGGGGCAGUGUAGCGCCCAGUGUUGCAGAGACAUCGAGCGAGGGCGACUGGCUGAUGGCUGCUAUCGUCGAUGGUGAAAGUGAAUCGCAUGUGCAGGACGAAGAGCACGAAGACAAUGCAGACGCUGAGCAUCAGGUUAUGUCAGAGCAUCAUGAUGAUGUUCAGCCUCCCGAUGUUCAGCCUGGCGAUGAUCCUCAUGACGAUGUUUCCUCUCAGGGCAAUGUCCGGCAGGAGAAUCCCCAUGAGUCAAGGACGGAGAACACGGCCGAGAAGCAGAUCGAUGGCUCUUUGGCCACCGAAUCGCAACUUGAAAGCAGCGAUGUUCCUGUGGAUCAUGUGCCUGCUUCACCUGCCACCGGCUUUUCUGCUCCUGUCUCUGAGCCGCCGUCUGCUGUGGAUAUUCUGUUUGACUCUGCUCCUUCCUCUGUCCAAGACCAUGUCAUGUCGUCGCCCAAGGCGCUUGAGCAUACGAAAGAACUGCGCUCGGCUACUCCUCCCAUUUCCCCAGAAAAGCCACCUGACGAGCUUCUCUCUGCCUCUGCAACUUUGCUCAAUAUUGAUGAUCAGCUAUCUGAUGGGCAGGAUAUUCGUGGAGAGGCCACAAUUCUGAUGGGUGAUCCUACACUGGAGGACGAGUUCCAGGAUUACGAUGGCACACAUGUUGAUGAGCCUCCGCCUUCAGUGGCUGAUUCGACGACAUCGUUUGCAGAGGCAGUGAAGCCAGAAGUCAAGGACAACAAAGUUCCUGCUGCUAAUCGUUUGUCCAUCUCUUACGAGGGCGGGAACUAUCGCCUCGUUUUCGAUGCUGCUAUCAUUGAGUCCAUGACUUUGUAUCGUCGAGAAGCUCGAGCCGAAGUCCAUAUCAAUUUGACUGACGAGGAGUCCGGCCUCAAGGGCGUCUUGAUGGAAAGUCUUUCUGAGGCCACCAAGUCGUACAACCCGACUGAUCCGACCGCUGGCUCUGCUCACUUUCCGCCGUUCUUGCAAAUAACCAGACCUCAAACUAUCACAUUAUUCGUUUAUCUUGACACCAACCGUCCCUUGUCAGAGCCCAAAUGGGCCAGGACGGGUGAUAUACCUGAAUGGCUGAAGAGUCUCUUCGGCCGAAUGUUCUGGUUUGCGGGUGAUUCGACUGAGAGCUGGGAGAAGAAAAUCAUCGUCUCCGAUCCUGACCCACCCCCCACUCUCGCAACAGUCCUCGAAGCAUGGUCCAACGCAUCUGGCGCCGGCUCAUUGACUGAACGUCAACGCUUCUUGAAGACACAUCUUUCCAAAAUCGACAAUGUUGUCGAGAUCUUGCUUCGCCUUAUCCGCAACAAUCAAGGUCCCUAUUCUCAGCAUGCGCCGUUCGCUGCUCCGCUGCUGGCCGCUAUCUCGCCGGAAUCGGUCCAUGGCUCUCAUCAGAUACCGAUUUCACUGGCGGUUCUGGCGAUCUUCCGCAUCUCGAUGGAAUAUGCAAUCAAGGCAGACGGAGACAAAGGCAAGGCAGAUGUCGAAGAACGGGUUGGCGAGAUCAUCCGCUGUCUGCCUCCGAACCAGAUGCACAAAAGUUUGGACGCUAUCUUCAAGGAGUGGAAGUCCGACAAGAGAAGCCGAUGAUAUCUGACGCACUUACUGUACGCACAUAGUCAAGUAAUGCUAGACACGCGCCUGGCAAUAGCAUGAAAUUACACGCCAGUCCUUGGACAUCAGCCGCGUAAGUAACACAAGUGUGACAGUCACGCUACUCGACGCGUCAGCCCAAUAACACGAUCUUCCUUUACUUCGAUCCACCAUGUUCAGGAAUACCUACGACUCCGACAAUACCGUGUUCUCCCCCCAAGGCCGAUUGCAUCAAGUGGAAUAUGCACUGGAAGCCGUGAAGCAGGGUUCCGCCGCUGUUGGUCUGCGAUCCAAGACGCACUCGAUCUUGCUGGCACUCAAGCGUUCGUCUGGGGAGCUCGCGUCCUACCAACAGAAGAUGUUCCGGAUAGAUGAUCAUGUCGGGAUUGCGAUUGCUGGACUUACCUCGGAUGCGCGUGUGUUGAGCAACUUCAUGCGGCAGCAAGCUAUGUCCUCGAAAAUGGUCUUCAACCGACCGGUGCCUGUAAACAGACUCGUUGCCUCCAUUGCCGAUAAGGCGCAGGUCAACACGCAGGAAUACGGAAGACGACCGUACGGUGUGGGUUUCUUGGUCAUUGGCCAGGACCAGUCCGGGCCGCACCUCUAUGAGUUCUCGCCAUCGGGAAACUCCUACGAGUACUACGCCAUGUCCAUCGGUGCGCGAAGCCAGAGUGCCAAGACAUAUCUCGAAAAGCACUUCAAAGAGUUCGAAGAUUGCACAUUGGAGCAACUGAUCCGACACGGCCUGCACGCUCUACGCGAAACGCUGCAGCAAGAUAAAGAACUGAAUGUCAACAACACUUCCAUCGGAAUCGUUGGUCCUGGAGGCGCUCACGAGAAAAGCGUGACACCAGCAGGGCCUUUCCGGAUCGUUGAAGGUGACGAUGUGGAAGUUUACUUGCAGAGCAUGGUACCGAAGGAGACGCCAACCGAUGCUGCGCCUGCGCCUGCCGCGACUGCAUCUGCCGACGAGGAUGUCCAGAUGGAGGGAUAGUUUGAUUAUACGCGGGGAAUACAAA